Penicillium pulvis is the source of this 2220-nucleotide messenger RNA. Its product is annotated as putative respiratory complex assembly protein Rmp1. The record is from RefSeq and is a predicted model, not a curated record. The transcript has a single exon. NCBI's taxonomy places the organism in Eukaryota, Fungi, Ascomycota, Eurotiomycetes, Eurotiales, Aspergillaceae. The coding region runs from base 1 to 2220 and encodes 739 amino acids.
AUGCGACAUCCCAAGCGAGUUUUGGGGCUCUUCGGCUCUCCAUUACCUCAGAGACUACCCGUUAAACCAUGCAUCCGAACACUCACCCCCCGUUUCCAAAGCUCGUCCUCCGAUGAUAGCCAACCCACGCGUCCGGAGCAUGCCAACCUGAACAGCCAGUCGAUCAAAACCACCCGCCGCUGGCCGAAGAAACGCAAAGAAGCCUCGAAAGUACCGAUUGGGGUAGACUCCCUCGGUGAACCCGGUGAAAUAUUUCUCGUACCUCCCAAAGACGUGAAGGCGAGGCGCGGUCGCAAACAUUUUGAGAGAGGAGGACCCAUACCGCAAGAGGGUGAAGGUUCACUCUCCUCGAUCCUAGACGAUCUCGCUGAUGAGGCAUCUAUCAUGACCGCGGAGCUGGUUUGGAAAAGAUUGGAAAGUCUUCAGACUUAUCGACCUAAACAAAAGCUGCCCGCCCGCAAUUGGGAGGACCUUCUUUCGACCGUGGAAUCAUCCUUUACCUUCGUGCAGCUGUCUGAUUACCUGGCUCAACAUAACGACGGCGACUCCACAAUUGAAAAUAACAUUGGGGCAUGGCGACCGGGGACAUCCGUGUUUUUGGAGCACGGCCGGCGGCAGGGAAACCAGACCAAAAAGUCUGUGUUGGUGGAACGUAUUCUUCGAGAAUGUUGGCAGCUCUCUGUCAUGGAUGAGGUGGGCCAGUUGGAUCUUAGUCUACCUCCUCUUCACAUCAACCUACUGCUGGCAGCCAAUGACUUCUCCUUCGAUGAAGUGGCCAGCCUCCACAAGUCUAGUAUUGACAUCACUCAGUCUCUAGGGCUGGUGCGAAUUACGGGACCCCAAACCGCCUGCGAAUCAACUCUCGAAGUCAUCUCAGAUGCCACCACUAGAAUUCGGGAGGAAGAGGUUGGGAUUGACUUCGCCACCGCUGGCUCGCGGCUUACCCCGAGCUUCAUUGACUGGGUUUGCCAAACAUACAGUGUUGCCAUAGACCAACAUGCCAUGCAGGCUCCAGCGAAGAUUCUCUAUCUCAUCGAGAACAAACAGGGCGCCGAGGAUGCCCGGAGGACACUAGGCUUAGCAGCUCAUGAUGCCAAUUCGACACCCCGACCGUUCUCCACAUACCUCUCAGCCUCCGAGCCGGCAAAUAUAUACGAUUAUACCCCCGAGGCCAGUGCCAACUGGUUUGAUCGACAAAAAUCCUGGUUCCGAUGGGCGAUGCCUGCGGUUCAAACCACUGCCACCGAAACUCAACCGACCCCCUAUUUUGACGGCCACCAAAGUCGGCUCUCCGACGAGUUGCUCAAGCUGCUUCGGAACCGACCCGGUGCAAAGCCACCGUCUCCCGGUGGGUCCGUCGUUCAUGAAUCGGUGACCGUCGCAGUUGGAAGGUGUCUAUUUGGCCGGAAGCCUGCGUUUGACGAGACAGUGAUCAGCGCCUCACAGCUUGGAAAGCUUUCUUUGCCGCGAACUUUUGUACCUGAUGUACCUCGAAUCAAGCCUUUCUUGGACUCUCUUGCCCCAGUCAAUCCAGAGCAUGGGGUCCCGACUCAUGUUGUUCGGCUAAUCCCAUUCCCUGGAUCGUCUGGUAAUCUUCCAGAGUUAGACGUGGAAUUUGUUCCCAGACCUGCCAAUGGUUUGGAACAGUCCCAGGGCGCGAUUGACAUCAAGAGGGUCAAGUUUGUCAUUGAUACAAACAGUGUUGACUAUCUUCUCCCGGAAACCGGACUUGAUCUACGCUUUACGCGCACUCUCUACUCCCAGGUCUCGACUGAUACUACCACGGACCCCGCAGAGUAUGAAGAGCUUUUGAACAGCAUUAGACAACCCCUUCAUGACACCUUCAUCUCUCGAUCAGGCGACGAGAGAUCCGCUUCUCUCCCUGCAUUUGGUCACAUAUGCCUAGCCAACAAUAUUUUCCAGGCUGGCCCUGUCGAGUACAUGUUCCCGCCAUUCAAUGACGCCCGAGGAGCUGCUGCUCGACGAUAUGACUUUGAUGGUAGACAGUUAAGCUACCGCUUCUAUGAAAGUGGACCAUUCCUUGCCGCGAGAUCAACUGAAGUUUCCCUCGACAUGGAUAUACCCCAGGACGCCAUGCACUCAGUGGAAGGGGAAUUCCAGGACGCCGUGGAACAAAAUUUCCAUUCCUUCUACAAUGCGGCAUGCGAUAUGGCGUUCAAAAUCCACAAGGCAAGAUAUCUGGACGAGCACGACGCCUAG